Pisolithus orientalis is the source of this 2147-nucleotide messenger RNA. RefSeq lists its product as uncharacterized. The transcript is spliced from 9 exons. Lineage: Eukaryota; Fungi; Basidiomycota; Agaricomycetes; Boletales; Pisolithaceae. The record is from RefSeq and is a predicted model, not a curated record. The coding region runs from base 490 to 1809 and encodes 439 amino acids.
UCAGCAGGAUGGCUGUCCUCAAUGACCUAGGUGCAAUCCCUCAAGUAUCAUUGGAUUAUUUCAAGUCUGCUGCCCUGCCACCCCUUCAUGCAGAGAUUGGCAUUGCCGAAAUCAAGACUUCACUGGAGGCCUCUCAGGUUUUGUCCUGAGACUCGGGGUGGACUGCGUUUAAGAAGGAGCCAAAGGUUUUGGAUGUAUCUGAGGAGCAGGUGUUUGGACCCCUUUCAGUGGUUUUUGAGGCAAUCAUCAGCAAGGCUGGCAGAGUUGUGCACACCUCAGCAAGGCUUGAGUUUGUAUCAUGACCUGCACAUUCGCCACACUCUGAUUGCUCCAAUUCAACUUGCCUGGAUGCAUACUUGCUGCUAGUGGAGAAGAAGAGUGUUGGCGUGCAAGAGGCCAAGAAGAAUGAAGCUGAAGGCUCUGAUCACAAUUCAUGGGAUGAUAUCGCCAUUUUGUUUGAGUUCAAAAAGGGUGAUGGGACUGCCGAGCAUGAAGAUCAACCCAUGUCGCCAUGUGACAUUUGGUGUUACCAUUGAGAACACACAAAUGAGGUUUUGGUUCACUUGCUGGGCAGUCAUGCUCAUCAGCAAGUCAUUCAGUUUCCUUACUGAGCCAGAACACCUCAUCCACUUCUUCUGUGCCCUUGCAUUUGCAAAAGACCAUGAGCUCAGAUGGGAUCCAACAAUCUGGAGAGUGUGUGUCAAGGGUAAAACUCAAUACAUCAUCACUGUGCAUUCAGAAAAUGGGGGAACCAUCAAAUACCCAACCAUGAAUGUCAUUUCCAAUUUUGGCACUGAUGGUGUGAUGGGUCAUGGGACUUGGGUCUUCAAAGUCUAUCCUAUGCCUCAAGAUGGAAAAUUGGACAGGGAACCCAUUGAUAAAAUCCUUCAAAAAAUAUUUGGUGACUUGUGGGAGCUGAAGGGCAUCGAGGCAGAGAAUGAGGCUAGAAAAUAUUUUCUCACUAUUGUUGAAGCAGGAGAUGUGAUUGUGAAUGGGAUGGUCGAUGGCACCACCAGCCUUCUACAUGCAUCUGAUCUGCCAGCUGACUGUCCUUCAUAUGUGCUACCUGUUGAUGGUAAAUGGAAGGUGAAGCUGACCAGGUCCAGUGAAGGACUCCCACCAAGUUUUUCUUGUGAAGUUUGCAUGCCUAUAUACAAACUUCAGUGCCUCAAUACUGUGUUUCAGAUGCUGCAAGAUAUUCAUGAAGCUUUGGAAAUUUUGCACAGCAUAGAUUGGGUGCACCAUGAUGUCAGCACCACAAACUCUUUACGUGUGGGUGAGGUGGGGAAGUUAGCUGACCUGGAGUAUGUGAAGCAUAUGAACGACACAAGCAGACAUGAGAUCCACAUGGAAACUGUGAAUUUCAUGGCUUGUGAGGUUGAAGGUCAAACAUACCUCUUUAAGCCACCUGGAUUUUUUGACAAAGUCUACAGUCCCCCAUUCAGGUUCAAUCCCCUGCACAAUAUGGAGUCUUUGUGGUGGAUUCAAACAUGGAUACUCUAUUACCAUGUUGGCCAACCACACAGCCAACAGUCAUCAAAACAGGAGGAUUACUCAAAGAACCUCUUUCCUGGACAGCUCAAAGUUGCAAUGAUGCAUGGGAAGCUUAAGCUAGCUUACAUUGAAAGUGAAAAGUGCUUGCCACAGGAGCCACCGGCCUAUGUUGCUCCACUUGCAGGUCUCCACACCAUUUUUAGAGAACACCUUGCAACUGCUGUUGAGGUCUCUAAAGAUGUCAUUCUUUUUAUCCCAAUGGAUAAAUGGCCAAAUCCAGAAGACUCAACCCAUGAAACUCAAGGCAAAAAAUGAGUGGACUGAUCGAACAUCAUUCAAAUGUCACAACUCUCCAGGCCCAUGACACUACUUGAAAUAUCAAUAAAUGCUUACUGUACUAUCUUGCAUAUGAAUCCUGCUUUUCCCACCACUUUCCCUUGUUUAGUAGUCCCUUGCUUGUGCUUAAGGUUCCAACUCAUUGAGUCAUCAGAGAAAAUGUACUGGUUGACACAUCAUGAUGACCAUUCUUAGUAACACCAUAGCUGAAGCAAAUCACAAGACCAGAAGCAGCAGUAGUGAAGGGUUUGCUAGAGACAAUGGAUAGACACAAGAGUAUGUCAUGGUUCGAGAGAAACUGGUAGAUUGUAAAACAG